GCAAGAAGGGAGCGCGCAUACUCAGCACCUGUCGUGUGUGUGGCUGGGGAUUCGGUGGGAGGGGUCAUUAUUUGGCAGGGAGCGGCAGAGAGACGAGCAUUUCCUAGAUACCCACAGCAACGCGUGGAUUCAUUCUGCUCCCAUCACUUCAGAGGCGAACCGGCGGAUUUUCUGGGUUGUUUCAACUUACUGGCUAGGUUUGGAAAGCCGUCCGUUUGGAAAUAAAUCACACCAUCGUAUUUCCUCGGAAGUGUUUUGUUCCUGUACCGGGGCUGUCAUCACUGAAGUAAACAUGACGAGCGCAACGUCCCCAAUCCUGCUAAAAUGGGACCCCAAGAGUCUUGAGAUUCGCACACUGACUGUGGAGAGGUUGUUGGAGCCGUUGGUCACACAGGUGACCACCCUGGUCAACACCAGCAACAAAGGUCCGUCCAGUAAGAAAAAGGGCCGCUCCAAGAAAGCUCAUGUGCUGGCUGUGUCCGUGGAGCAGGCGACCCAGAACUUUCUAGAAAAGGGUGAGCAGAUUGCUAAGGACAGCCAGGACCUGAAGGAGGAGCUUAUCGCAGCUGUAGAGGACGUUCGCAAGCAAGGUGACACGAUGCGCGUGGCCUCCUCAGAGUUCGCCGAUGACCCCUGCUCCUCUGUGAAACGGGGCACCAUGGUCCGUGCCGCCCGCGCCCUCCUGUCUGCCGUCACUCGCCUCCUCAUCCUGGCUGACAUGGCUGACGUCAUGAGGCUCCUGGCUCAUCUCAAGAUCGUGGAAGAAGCUCUAGAAGCUGUUAAGAAUGCCACCAAUGAGCAGGACUUGGCCAACCGCUUUAAGGAGUUUGGGAAGGAGAUGGUCAAACUCAACUAUGUUGCUGCUCGCAGACAGCAGGAGCUGAAGGACCCUCAGUGCAGGGACGAGAUGGCGGCGGCUCGAGGGGCUCUUAAGAAGAACGCCACUAUGCUCUAUACUGCCUCCCAGGCCUUCCUGCGCCAUCCCGACGUGGCUGCUACACGUGCCAACCGCGACUACGUCUUCAAACAGGUCCAAGAGGCCAUUGGGGGCAUCUCCAGCUCUGCCCAGGCCACUUCACCCACUGAUGAGAAGCACGGGCACGCUGGCAUCGGCGAGCUGGCCGCCGCUCUCAACGAGUUUGAUAAUAAGAUCAUUUUGGACCCACUAACAUUCAGUGAAGCUCGCUUCAGGCCGUCACUUGAGGAACGUCUGGAGAGCAUCAUCAGUGGCGCCGCCCUCAUGGCCGACUCCUCUUGCACACGUGACGAUCGCCGCGAACGCAUCGUAGCCGAGUGCAACGCCGUGCGCCAGGCCCUUCAAGACCUGCUGAGCGAGUACAUGAACAAUACCGGAAGAAAAGAAAAAGGAGACCCGCUGAAUUCAGCUAUUGACAAGAUGACCAAGAAGACCCGUGAUCUUCGCAGACAGCUACGGAAGGCUGUUAUGGACCACAUAUCUGACUCUUUCCUGGAGACCAACGUGCCUCUGCUGGUGCUGAUAGAGGCGGCCAAGAGCGGUAACGAGAAAGAGGUUAAGGAGUAUGCGCAGGUCUUCCGCGAACACGCCAACAAGCUGGUGGAGGUGGCCAACCUCGCCUGUUCCAUCUCCAACAACGAGGAGGGUGUGAAGUUAGUGCGCAUGGCUGCUACACAGAUCGAUAGCCUGUGUCCUCAGGUAAUCAAUGCAGCCCUGACCUUGGCCGCACGGCCUCAAAGCAAGGUUGCUCAGGACAACAUGGAUGUUUUCAAGGACCAGUGGGAGAAGCAAGUACGCAUCCUGACCGAGGCCGUUGAUGACAUCACUUCUGUUGAUGACUUCCUGUCUGUUUCAGAGAACCACAUUCUGGAGGACGUGAAUAAGUGUGUGAUCGCCCUGCAGGAAGGGGAUGUGGACACGCUGGACAGGACAGCAGGCGCGAUCCGGGGCCGAGCCGCUCGUGUGGUACACAUUAUCAAUGCUGAGAUGGAGAACUAUGAACCUGGCGUCUACACCGAGCGCGUUCUCGAGUCCAUCAAGCUCCUCUCUGAGACUGUGAUGCCCCGCUUUGCCGAGCAGGUUGAGGUCGCCAUUGAGGCUCUUAGCACCAGCCCUCCGCAGCCAUUCGAAGAGAACGAGUUCAUCGACGCAUCUCGCCUCGUUUACGACGGAGUACGCGACAUCAGGAAAGCAGUCCUUAUGAUAAGAACUCCAGAAGAGUUGGAAGAUGACUCUGACUUUGAGCAAGAAGACUAUGACGCCCGUAGCCGCACCAGCGUCCAGACAGAAGAUGACCAACUUAUUGCUGGACAGAGCGCAAGGGCCAUCAUGGCUCAGCUGCCUCAGGAAGAGAAGGCCAAGAUUGCCGAACAGGUGGAAAGUUUCAGGCAGGAAAAGAGCAAGCUGGACGCAGAGGUCGCCAAGUGGGACGACAAUGGAAACGACAUCAUCGUGCUGGCCAAGCAGAUGUGUAUGAUCAUGAUGGAAAUGACUGACUUCACCAGAGGUAAAGGCCCUCUGAAGAAUUCCUCUGAUGUGAUCAAUGCCGCAAAGAAAAUCGCAGAGGCCGGAUCCAGAAUGGACAAGCUCGCCCGUGCCGUGGCUGACCAGUGCCCAGACUCAGCCUGUAAGCAGGACUUGUUGGCAUACCUCCAGAGAAUCGCCCUCUACUGCCACCAGCUCAACAUCUGCAGCAAGGUCAAGGCUGAGGUUCAGAACUUGGGAGGAGAACUCAUUGUUUCAGGGCUGGACAGCGCUACAUCCCUCAUCCAAGCAGCCAAGAACUUGAUGAAUGCCGUGGUCCUCACAGUCAAGGCCUCUUACGUGGCUUCCACCAAGUACCAGAAAGUGUACGGCACGGCGGCGGUCAAUUCCCCAGUGGUGUCCUGGCGCAUGAAGGCCCCGGAGAAGAAACCCCUUGUGAAGAGAGAGAAACCGGAGGAGUGCCAGACCCGUGUCAGACGAGGCUCGCAGAAGAAACACAUCUCCCCCGUCCAAGCCCUCAGCGAAUUCAAGGCCAUGGACUCCUUUUAACUCCGCACCACAGAAAUCCAAAACUCCUCCUCCUUCUCUUUUGAUUUCUUCUCCUCUCCUUGUUACGGCUUAUUUUCUUGGAGCUGUAUCUUGUUCCAUGCAGCGACGUGUGUGUAUGUGCCCAGUAAAUGUCUGUGAGUUGGAGGGUUUGGCCGCCCAUCCUCUUCAAACCAAAUUUCACUGUAAAUGAGAAACAAACAAACUCGUGAAGGAAACGUUUACAGUGCAGGCUGCGGUACAAUUCGUGUGGUGUUCAUUCUCGCUGACUGGCCAUAUAUACACAGAGAUAUUAAAGAAUAUAAUCUAUGGUAUAGUAGUGUCAGCCCUAACCGAGGCAGAGGUGCUGCUUUCCUUCCUAAUAAUUUUUUUAUUAUUAUUAUUAUUAUUAUUAUUUAAAAUGAAUAUGACCCAUAGUAAUAGGAAUAACUUAUGUUGAAACAAUUUUCUUCCUUCUUCCCAGUUAUCCAUAUGGUGACCUGAUGCACUAGUUUUUGCAUUUAAAAAUCCAUUUCUUUAAUUAUAUUACUGUAUCACUAACCAUGGCAGCCAGGUUGGCUAUAGUAUUACAUUUAGAAAAGGACUAGUUGUGUGGUUUGCUCAGAGACUAGUAGAAUCCUGCAUACCUUUAUAGUCCUGAUUCUCUAAUAAACCUUGCAACUGUG
This is a messenger RNA of Labeo rohita (rohu), 3672 nucleotides long. RefSeq names its product catenin (cadherin-associated protein), alpha 2 (gene ctnna2). Gene Ontology annotation, molecular function: beta-catenin binding; actin filament binding; structural molecule activity. NCBI's taxonomy places the organism in Eukaryota, Metazoa, Chordata, Actinopteri, Cypriniformes, Cyprinidae. Gene Ontology annotation, biological process: cell-cell adhesion; cell migration. Bases 293 to 3010 code for a protein of 905 amino acids. The record is from RefSeq and is a predicted model, not a curated record. Gene Ontology annotation, cellular component: adherens junction; actin cytoskeleton; catenin complex. The transcript has 18 exons.